Oxyura jamaicensis (ruddy duck) is the source of this 2605-nucleotide messenger RNA. It is a transcript of the gene MTO1, whose product is annotated as mitochondrial tRNA translation optimization 1. Gene Ontology annotation, cellular component: cytosol. The record is from RefSeq and is a predicted model, not a curated record. NCBI's taxonomy places the organism in Eukaryota, Metazoa, Chordata, Aves, Anseriformes, Anatidae. Gene Ontology annotation, molecular function: flavin adenine dinucleotide binding. The transcript is spliced from 12 exons. The coding region runs from base 1 to 2124 and encodes 707 amino acids. Gene Ontology annotation, biological process: tRNA wobble uridine modification; tRNA methylation.
AUGUUGUGCCGCAGCCGCUGGCGCCGCCUGGCGCUGCCGCCGGCACCGAGCCCCGGGCCCCGGCGGGCGGGCAGCGGGGCGGCAGCGGGCUACGAGGUGGUGGUGAUCGGCGGCGGCCAUGCCGGGACCGAGGCGGCGGCGGCGGCUGCUCGCGGCGGGGCCCGCACGCUGCUGCUCACGCACAAGAUCGGCACCAUCGGCCAGCUGUCCUGCAACCCGUCCUUCGGCGGCAUCGGCAAGGGGCACCUCGUCAGGGAGGUGGACGCCCUGGACGGCUUGUGCGGCCGGGUGUGCGACCUGGCCGGCGUGCACUACAAAGUGCUCAACCGCUGCAAGGGGCCGGCCGUCUGGGGGCUGCGGGCGCAGGUGGACCGCGGCCUCUACAGGGACAACAUGCGGAAAGAAAUCCUUAACACACCACUGUUGACAGUUCAUGAGGCAUCUGUGGAAGAUCUUCUCUUGACAGAACCAGAACCAGACCAUCCUGGGAAGUGCCGAGUCAGAGGAGUCGUUCUGGGGGAUGGGAGCACAGUGCACGCGGGGAGUGUCAUCCUGACCACGGGCACGUUUCUGAGGGGCAUGAUCCACGUUGGACUGGAGAAGCAUCCAGCUGGGCGCCUAGGGGAUCAGCCAUCUGUCGGGCUGGCGCAGACACUGGAGCGACUGGGAUUUGCCGUGGGCAGGCUGAAGACUGGGACACCGCCCCGGCUUGCCAAGGACACGAUUGACUUCAGUGGCCUGGAGGAACGUACAGCUGACAAUCCCCCUGUGCCGUUCAGCUUCCUCAGCAAGGCUGUGUGGAUCAAGCCAGAAGAUCAGCUGUCAUGCUACCUGACUUACACUAACCUGAAAGCUCAGCAAAUUGUUCAAGAUAACCUCCACCUGAACAACCAUGUGAGGGAGACAACAAGGGGUCCCCGAUACUGUCCCUCUUUGGAAGCAAAGGUUCUGCGCUUCCCAAACCGUGAGCAUCAGGUGUGGCUGGAGCCUGAAGGCUUGGAGUCCAACGUCAUUUACCCCCAAGGCCUCUCAAUGACACUGCCGCCUGAGCUCCAGGAGCAGGUGAUCAAAUCUAUCCGAGGCUUGGAAAAAGCCAAGAUGUUACAGCCAGGCUAUGGAGUGCAGUAUGAUUAUUUAGAUCCCCGUCAGCUGACUGCUUCUCUCGAGUCCCGUCUUGUUCAGCGACUCUUCUUUGCAGGCCAGAUAAAUGGCACUACAGGCUAUGAAGAAGCUGCAGCUCAGGGUGUGAUUGCUGGGAUCAACGCAUGCCUCCGGGUUCGUGGCAAGCCCCCUUUCAUUGUCAGUCGCACAGAGGGCUACAUCGGUGUCCUGAUCGAUGACCUUACCACGCUGGGCACCAACGAGCCGUACCGCAUGUUCACCAGCCGCGUGGAGUUCCGCAUGUCCCUCAGGCCGGACAACGCCGACGCCAGGCUUACCCUCAGAGGUUUUGAGGAAGCUGGGUGUGUGUCACAGCAGCGAUACGAACAAACAGUUAAGAUGAAGGCUGCUUUAGAGGAUGGAAUUGCAACACUGAAAUCCCUUCAGUUCAGUAUAUCCAAAUGGUCCCAGCUAAUACCAGAAGUUCACCUGAGUAGCAAUCGAAGGUCACCUGUGAGUGCCUUUGACAUGCUUCAAUAUCCAGAGGCCAACAUGGAGAAUCUGGCAAGGGCUAUCCCCAAACCCCUGAGCAAGUUUGCUGAAUGGAGAGAACUGUCAGAGAGAUUGAAAAUAGAAGCUGCUUAUGAGUGGUGUGUAGUCAACCAACAGCAGGAAAUAGAAGAAGUGCGUCGAGAUGAAGCCCUCCAACUGCCGGAGGACCUGGAUUACUUUGCUAUUGAUGCAUCACUGUCAACAGAGGUGCGGGAGAAACUAAGCUCUAACCGUCCCCAGACGAUUGGUGCAGUCAGCCGCAUCCCUGGAAUUACCCCAGCAGCUAUUGUUAACCUGCUAAGAUUUGUGAAAAACAAACACCAGAAGGCAGAGAAGCUAAAAGCUUUUCCUCAGACUGAUAAGUGUUUACCAGAGAAAAUGUACUCGGAGAAAGCAGCUUCCCAAACACAGAUUUCAGCAGAGCUUUCUGAAGAGGAGCUGGAGAGUACUUUUGUUAAAACACCUUUGUGAGAAGUAUUCACCUGCUGCUAGAGUACAUGGCAAGAUCACCUGUGCUGACCUUAGCAUCGUCACAGAGAAAAAUGAUGUUGGUUGGAGCCAACAAGACACAGGAAUUGCCUUUAAAGCUCUGCUUCUAUAGAAGUUGUCAGAUCAUCAAAACCUGUCGUAAAGCAUCUUGGAAAUGACUGCAUUUUGCUCUUUUGGAAGGAAGAAAUGUUACCGAGUUUGAACCCACAGUAGCACAAGAGGAUUUGAGCUGGAAAGUGCUCCAAUGACUGGUACUGGUGCUUAGAGCUGUGCAGUGGCUACUGCCUGAUGGUUUAGUGUGAUGUUAGCCAACGGGAAACUUUUGGCUAGGAACAUGUGUGCCAUACAAAAAUCUGUGUAGGAGGACAGCUGAAUGUAAACACUGUAUCAUGCUUUUUUUUUUUUUUUUUUUUUUUCUUGUUCUCCUUUAAAAUAAAUAAAGCUUGUCUUGAAACGUGCUGAA